AUGAAUACAGUACCUCCAAUAAAUGAUUCAAUUUUAAAUUCAAUCUUAAAUUCUGGUACAAAUAAAAGACAACGUACUAGAAAAGAGCAAGAGAAUAAUGCUUUUAUCAAUACCAUGUCUAUUGAUAAUCCAACAAAGAAAGUGUAUCCAGGAGAUUUUAAGUCGGAACUAUGUGUUAUUCCAAAAGUUCUCAAUGCAACAGUUCAUCCUCUUGUAUCUUCUUUUUUCGGUUUAGGAAAUGAUCAAAUUAUUACCAGAUAUAAAAAUUUAAAUCCCAAAAUUGAUGUAAAUGUUUUGAGAAAUUGUUUAGAGUAUCAACCAAAAUUUUGUAAAUGGGCAGCCUCUGAUUUCUUCCAUGUAAUUGAUUCAAAUGGUAAACGACAAAUGGUUAUUGUUGAAACCGGUUCAAGUCCAGCAGGACAAGGUGCAAUGCCUUUGUUAGAUAAAAGACCUAAUGGAUAUAAGUUCGUAGCACAAACAGCAUUUAGACAAGCUCUAAAAGAAGCCGAUCCCUCUCUUGGAGAGCUUGCUAUAUUGUGUGAUGUGGCUAGCCAUGAAGCAGACUUAACCGGGUUUGCGGCUGCAAUCUCUGAAGAAACUAAUGAACAUGUUUGGAUUGUAAUGAUUUACGAUGUUGCUAAAUAUGAUCAACUUCUUAAAUGGGAGAAUAAAGUUCUGUAUAUCAAAGAUCAAGAUGAAGCUGGAGGUCAAAACAAAAUUAUGGCAGCAAAAUCAUUUGAAUUAUUUAAUACUGAACUUUCUGGAAGUGGGCUUGCUAUUCGUUUUCCAAGAACCGUAUGCAAUGUAAACAAGAGCGAAAUUUCUUCAUGUAUCGAAAAGAUGGGUGGUCAUGUGGUGAUUAAAUCUCCCUAUGGCGCUUGUGGGGAUGGUGUUUACACAAUCACUAAUUCAGAAGAAUUAAAAGAAUUCCUUGAUGCUAAGCAUCAUUACCAAAAAUUUAUUGUACAAUCUCUUGUUGAAAGUGCAUUAUGGUCUACAGAAUUAUGCCCUGGAAAAUUCUACCAAAUUGGUACUAUGCCAAAUUGUCAUAAUCAAACUUUUUUUUUUGACUUGAGAAUAAUAGUGACUACCGAUGAGACAGGAUUUCAUCCUGUGACUAUUGCUUCACGACGUGCUCGUGAGCCACUACCCAUUUAUCUACCAAAUAAUUCUAAUU
Racocetra fulgida is the source of this 1177-nucleotide messenger RNA. NCBI's taxonomy places the organism in Eukaryota, Fungi, Glomeromycota, Glomeromycetes, Diversisporales, Gigasporaceae. The record is from the annotation of a GenBank genome assembly.